GCCUCCCUGGAAGUUGUCCCGGGUGUUCGCUGCUGAAGCUCCGGGUCGAGAGGACGAGGUGCAGCUGCCGGGAGGAUUCUCUGCUGCUGUCGGCUCCCGGAGCCCAGCCCUUUCCUCUCGCAGCACAACCCAGUCCAGUUCCAGCUACCAACGCCUGUCCCUGCGGCGGACCCUAGCAUUACCAUGAAUCCUGCUGUCUUCCUAUCUUUACCCGACCUCAGAUGCUCCCUGCUGCUCCUGGUAUCUUGGAUUUUUACUCCUGUAACAACUGAAAUAACAAGUCUUGAUACAGAAAAUAUAGAUGAGAUUUUAAACAAUGCUGAUGUUGCUUUAGUAAAUUUUUAUGCUGACUGGUGUCGUUUCAGCCAGAUGUUGCAUCCAAUUUUUGAGGAAGCUUCUGAUGUCAUUAAGGAAGAAUAUCCAAACCAAAAUCAAGUAGUGUUUGCCAGAGUUGAUUGUGAUCAGCACUCUGAUAUAGCCCAGAGAUACAGGAUAAGCAAAUACCCAACCCUCAAAUUGUUUCGUAACGGGAUGAUGAUGAAGAGAGAAUACAGGGGUCAGCGAUCAGUGAAAGCACUUGCAGAUUACAUCAGGCAACAAAAAAGUGACCCCGUUCAAGAAAUGCAGAACUUAGAAGAAAUCACCACUCUUGAUCGCAGCAAAAGAAAUAUCAUUGGAUUUUUUGAACAAAAGGAUUCAGCUGACUAUAAAGUUUUUGAAAGGGUAGCAAGUAUUUUGCACGACGAUUGUGCCUUCCUUUCUGCAUUUGGGGAUGUUUCAAAACCAGAACGAUAUAGUGGAGACAAUGUAAUCUACAAGCCACCAGGGCGUUCUGCUCCUGAUAUGGUGUAUUUGGGAUCUAUGACAAAUUUUGACUUGACUUACAAUUGGAUUCAAGAUAAAUGUGUUCCUCUUGUCCGAGAAAUAACAUUUGAAAAUGGAGAGGAAUUGACAGAAGAAGGACUGCCUUUUCUCAUACUCUUCCACAUGAAAGAGGAUACAGAAAGUUUGGAAAUAUUCCAGAAUGAAGUCGCCCGGCAAUUAAUAAGUGAAAAAGGUACAAUAAACUUUUUACAUGCAGAUUGUGACAAAUUUAGACAUCCUCUUCUGCAUAUACAGAAAACUCCAGCAGAUUGCCCUGUUAUAGCUAUUGACAGCUUUAGGCACAUGUAUGUUUUUGGAGACUUUAAUGAUGUAUUAAUUCCUGGAAAACUGAAGCAGUUCGUAUUUGACUUACAUUCUGGAAAACUCCACAGAGAAUUCCAUCAUGGACCUGACCCAACUGAUAUAGCCCCAGGAGAGCAAGCCCAAGAUGUAGCAAGCAGUCCACCGGAGAGCUCCUUCCAGAAACUAGCACCCAGUGAAUAUAGGUAUACUUUAUUGAGGGAUCGAGAUGAGCUUUAAAAACUUGAAAAACAAUUUGCAAGCCUUGCAACAACAGCAUCAACUUAUGUGGUGGAAAUAGUAAACCUAUAUUUUCAUAAUUCUAUGUGUAUUUUUAUUUUGAAUAAACUGAAAGAAGUUUUGGGUUUUUAAUUUUUUUCUCCCCCUGACUCAAAAUGCAUUGUCAUUUAACAUAGCCUCUUUUCAAAAUCUGGUAGGGUUAAAUAAUAAUAAUAAUAAUAAAAACCAGAGGCCUAUCUUCACUUUGAAUCUGUCCUGUAAAAUUUUUAUAAAUCAAGUGAGAAAGGUGACAGAAACAUACCAUUAACUUGCACUACUAGGGUAGGGAGGACUUAGGGAUAUUUCCUGUGUAGUAUUUUGCCCUUCUUUCUUUUCUUUUCAUAAGAUCAAUUCUGUUGGUAUUUUCAUUAUCAUAUUUCUGAAAGUUAAAGAUACUUGAGAGGGGAAUAAAUUAAAAUUUUCACACUGUGUACUGUGUUUUACUGAUUAGUUGGAUAUUGCUUAUGGAAACUCCAUAGUGGUAUUUUUUGGAUUCUUAAUGUGUAAUUUAAACAUACUAUGAAGAGGAGGAGAGCCAUAAGCCAGAACAUUUGGCAGAAAUUGUCUUUAUGAAUUAAGGAAAAGAACAUGAAAAGUAUUAUUAAAUUUCUAUGUGUUUGUCUAAGAACUUGGCAUAUGGAUGGCAUUUAAAACUUUGAAUGAAUUAUACCUAAAUCUGGGAAAUGGAGAUACUAUUGGCAGAGCAAGUUACUAGUAUUGAUCUAGAAUAACUUUUAAGGCUUCUCCUACCAUGAGACUUCAAUUUCCAAGGAGAAAAACCAGCAGAAAAAUUGUAUUUCAAUAAUUCUCAACCUCCGUCUGUCUUUAGUGUUGUUAUAGUUGUAUAGAUCAAAAGCAAAGACAUUAAAGAACAUAUGUAUUUAAUUUUUUUCCCAUUGUAAAAUUGUUAGAGGACCCGCCCCCUCUAAAUUCCCUGAUUUCCCAGGCCUGCAGUAUACAGUCCGACAGUUCCAGUGCUAGGCCUCAAUACUGCCAGGGACUAAAACCAGAGGGAGAGGACCCUCAGUGUCAUAUCAGGAAUCCCAAUGCCAGAGGACAGACAGGUUCAAAAUUGGCUUUCCUCUAGGUCUGGGUUGGUGCUAUAGGCAAAGGGUCAUUUUAUACUUGGGGUACAAAUCAAUCCCAGUUUGGGAAAGAUUAUUUUUAAGCUUAAGAGGUUGACAUGUGCCAUUAUAUGUAGUAUGUAAUAUAUGUAACAUCUUCCAAUCCUUUUAAAAUAAAAUGAAUAUUUAUAAUGGAUAUUUAAUAAUUGUUAUUUUUAAAAAUACAGUUCUUAGUUACGCAUGGCUUAUCCAUUGUUUCAUUCAGAAUAUAAAUGUUAAGGUGAUAAGGGGCAUGUUUAGAGUAUUAUAUCAGAUUAUGGCUAUAAAAACAGGACAGAGCUUUCUAGAAGUUGGACCUUAGUUCUAUUCUCUUCAUUGCUUUUAUUUAAUAACUUGAAUGAAGUCAGAGUUGUGAUCUUCAAGUUGGAGAAUGGACCAAAUCUGAGAGGGUUACAGUGAAAACAAGUAUUCAAAAAGCUAACAUCCCAGACCAAAUGCAGCACAUGCAAUUAACUGGAAUACAUUUUUUAAAAUUCCAUUAAGUUUAUUGGUACAUUUUAGGUAUACAUCAUGAUCACAUUCAUCACUGGGAAUUUGUACCUGUACAUGAUAUAUCUAGGACUGGAAUACAUUUGUAAUCCUGUAAUUGGGUUUGAAAAAAAGUAAAGAUACUGCUCAAGUAUUAGGUUUCAGAGAGCUGGAUUAAGAGUAGUUACUAUGAAAAAGGCCUCAAGAAAUACAUGUUCAGUAUGAUCUAAGAUGAUAAAGUGAUCGUGUAAAAAGUGGGUGGAUUUUGAGGGUGCAUUAUUUAGUGGGAUUUAGGCUUCAGCCCUGCCAUUUUCAUUGUCUUCUCUAGACUUUGAAGCCGUUGAGGGCAGGAUACUGAAUUUUAUAUCUGAAUUUGUACCUAGUGUUUCUGGACACAUAGUAGUCAUCAUCAAAUGUUUAUUGAAUGAAUGAGAAGCAAAGUGACCUUUUUGUAUCCCUGAAGGUGCUAGGCAUUCAUCAGGAUUUGAUGCCCGGUUUUAUAAAAAGUCAUUAACAAGCUCAAGUGCAUUCCAUGAAAUGACAGCUUAGGAUAAAAGGUUUUAAAAUGAAAUGCUAAGGCUGUUUUGUUUAGAAAACACAUGGGUCUGACUGUAGUCUAGACAUGUGAAGGACUGGCAGUGUCUUUGUGGAUCCCAGAGUGAACUAUGAUUGGAGGAAGUCAUGGGGAAGCAGAUUUUAGUAGACGUUUAUUCAAGGAAUAUUUUUUGGUGUUAUAUAUGAUGAAGUAUACAAAGAUGAAUAAUGUAGAAUUUCCGCCUGAGAGUUGCUUACAGCCUUGUCAGGUAGAUGGAUAUGUGAACAAUAACUAAUAGGAGUUACAGAUGUAUGAUAGAAGAAAACAGAGGUUAAUGUGGCUGGCAUAAAAAAAGCAGUGAAUUCCAAAGAUUUCAUUGAGUUUAUUUUUAUGCUGAGUUUUAAGAAAAUGAAUCAGUGUUCUUCAAGGGAUCUGGCUGUAUAGAAUAAUCUGAGCAAAGGUAUAAAACAGCUAAGUGCAUUAAAGAAAAAUUCUUAAAGGAGGAUUAGUACAUUGAAGAUUGGGAGGAAAUGAGAAAAGAGGUUAGAGAAAAAAAAUAGAGCUGGUCACACAAGGCCUUGUUUGCCAAACUAAGGGGUUUAUACUGUAUAUUGUAGGUAGUAGAACCCCAUUAACAGAUCUUCAGCAGGGAAGUAUGUUCAUAUUUAGGUUUUAAAAAAUACUGUGGAAGUAGGUCUCAAUUUAAGACUUCCCUGAGAGUAUUCCAGUAGAAGUUGCUUCAGUUUACCCAGUCUUUCCUGGGCCUCAGGCUCCUCCGCUGUGCCAAAAGAGGAUGCAAGACUAGACAGGAAAACAUAAUUGAGUAGCAAAACCCGAGCUAGAAGCCAGCCUUUCUGCUUCUCUGCCAGCUCCCUUUUCCAGGUUUUCAAAGAUUGUUCCAGUCAUGAGAAUGGGACCAUUUAAAAAAGUGAAAACUUUCUUUAGAUAACAUUCUAAAAAGUUUCAAAAAGUCAAAUAAACCCAGAAAGACAGAAAACAGGCAUCUAGAAUGCCUCAGAGAACUCUGAUGAAGUCAGAUCGUCAAAUUGUCAGAUUGUCUAUGUGAAAGAAUGGGAAACUGGCAUGAUGAAAGCUACAAAGAAUAUCAUAAAAUAUAAAAGUAUUUGAAAUAGUAAAGCUGAGAAUGAGCUUAAAUUUGUAGAAAAUUCUAAAGUUGCCAAGAAAGCUUUUUUUUUAAAAAAACCUGUGUCAAGACAAAAAGAAUUUGGAUAAAGUAGUAUAAUGGAUUGACAAUCAGAAAAGACUGAAUAUUCAUUUUCUACUUUUUCUUUAACAAAGAGAUGCAGUAUGGUGGGGCAAAAAUUAAAUGAAAUUGAAGAGUGAGAAGGGAACAAAAUCGCUACAUUAUCUUCAGACCUACAUUUCUGUAUCCUAUAGAGCUAUUAGCAGUUGUAAAUGCUUUUUGUUAACAACUUCUGGGAAUUUUUGAGAAACCAUGAAGAAUAUAAGGUGACAGGAGACUGGAAGUAGCCAAAUAAGUAAUCCAGUUUUCAAAAUAAUAGCUUUUGCUAUUUUUCUAAAAUAAAACCUCAUGAACCAAACUGAAAUAUUAGUAGUCUGUAUUGAGGGGAAAGAGUUAAAUAGGUGUAAGGAACAAAGUAAUUACCAGUUUUUAUAAACAGUAUUUAAAGACGCUGAAGACAAUAAGUUGUGUCAGGACUUACGUUGUUUAAUGCUGAUAUAACUGAUUUAUGUGUUCAUUAAAACAGGUUGAAUAGGACCUCUGCUUAGUAACUGUUUUUUAGCUGUGUUUCAAUUUUUGUAUGUAUUUCCAAGUAAUAAAACUAUAUUUAUAAAAUA
Heterocephalus glaber (naked mole-rat) is the source of this 5391-nucleotide messenger RNA. It is a transcript of the gene Erp44, whose product is annotated as endoplasmic reticulum protein 44. NCBI's taxonomy places the organism in Eukaryota, Metazoa, Chordata, Mammalia, Rodentia, Bathyergidae. Gene Ontology annotation, cellular component: endoplasmic reticulum membrane; endoplasmic reticulum-Golgi intermediate compartment. Gene Ontology annotation, biological process: protein folding. Gene Ontology annotation, molecular function: protein disulfide isomerase activity. The record is from RefSeq and is a predicted model, not a curated record.